AAAUACAUUCAACAGAACCAAAUGAUACUGAUACUAAUAGUGAAGCUUUUGAUUUAGAUAGUAUGAAUAAUCUGAGUUCUAAUAAUUCAAAUAUUAAUGAAUCUUCUGAAAAUAAAUUAUUGGAAAAUAGAGAAAUACAUAAUAUAGAAAGUGAAGAAAUAGUUGAAUUCUUGAAUGAAGAAUCAGAUAGUGAAGAUAUAGAUGAUGAAGAAGACUUUGACAACAUGCUAGAAGAAAAAAGACUACAAUUUGAAGAAGAAGAUUUUGAAGUAAAAUAUGUGGAUGAAGAUGAACUCCCUAUAAAUGAUAUUACUCAUCCUACAAUUGACACUAAUGCAAAAUGGGAAUUGUCUAUGCUUUUUAAAAAAUUGAAUCUAAAAGAUAUUUUUUAA
Molecule: messenger RNA, 392 nt
Organism: Cetraspora pellucida
Lineage: Eukaryota; Fungi; Glomeromycota; Glomeromycetes; Diversisporales; Gigasporaceae
Source: the annotation of a GenBank genome assembly